Messenger RNA from Acipenser ruthenus (sterlet), 2366 nucleotides. RefSeq names its product 5-hydroxytryptamine receptor 3A-like. The transcript is spliced from 9 exons. Gene Ontology annotation, biological process: nervous system process; chemical synaptic transmission; signal transduction. Gene Ontology annotation, cellular component: synapse; neuron projection; postsynaptic membrane. Gene Ontology annotation, molecular function: neurotransmitter receptor activity; transmembrane signaling receptor activity; extracellular ligand-gated monoatomic ion channel activity. NCBI's taxonomy places the organism in Eukaryota, Metazoa, Chordata, Actinopteri, Acipenseriformes, Acipenseridae. The record is from RefSeq and is a predicted model, not a curated record. Bases 1 to 1449 code for a protein of 482 amino acids.
AUGGGGGAGUUCAGGGGUCUACUAAUCCCUUCUUUGUGUUUUCUCUUUGGAGCGGCAGCCGUUCUCUCUGAGCUCGCCUGCAAAGACAGUCACAGUGGCCCCACCUAUGAGUCCCUCCAGAGCGUCUUCGAUAAGAAGCCUUUCCGUCCCGCCACCAACCUGAGCAACCCCACCGUCACCAACAUCUCCUUCACACUGUACGCUGUGCUGGGGGUGAACGAGAAAUCUCAGAUUCUGACGACAUUCCUCUGGCUUCGACUGUACUGGUACCAUGAAUUCCUUCAGUGGGACCCAGAGAAGUGUGGAGGGAUCACCAAGAUCUCCCUCCCCGUGGAGGAGCUGUGGAUGCCGGACAUCAUUGUGUAUGAGUUUAUCGAUGAGGACAAGUCCCAGCGCUGCCCGUACAUCUACGUGAACCACACGGGGCAGAUCCGCUACGACAGGAUGUUACGCGUCCUCAGCUCCUGCAACCUGGAGAUCUUCAACUUCCCCUUCGAUGUGCAGAAAUGCUCCCUCACCUUCGGCUCCUACAUGCACACAAUUCGAGAUGUGCGAGUGAGUCUGGCGCUCCCCAUUGAGCAGAUCUCAGAAAACUCCAAGAAGUACCUGGAGACGAGCGGGGAGUGGGAGCUGGUGAAAAUCCAGGGCGAGACAGACAUCCUGAAGUUUGGGAUUGACGAGUGGGACAUCAUUACCUUCUGGGUGACAAUUAAGCGACGGCCCGUCCUCUACGUGGUGAACCUGAUCAUCCCCAGCUCCUUCCUCAUGCUCGUCGACAUCAUGAGCUUCUACCUGCCCCCUCACAGUGUGGACAGAGCCUCCUUCAAGAUGACCCUGAUCCUGGGCUACACCGUUUUCCUGCUCAUCAUGAACGACCUGCUCCCCAGCACUGCCAACGGGACCCCGCUGAUCGGGAUCUACUUCUCGGUGUGCCUGGCCCUGAUGGUUAUCAGCCUGCUGGAGACGGUGAUCAUCACCUACGUGCUUCACCACAGCGCCAUGAAGUACCGGCCUGUGCCACGCCUGGUCCGGGUCAUGGUCCUAGGGUACCUUGCCCGCCUCAUCUGCUACACCCGGCCGCCCAGCCAGCCAGAGACCCCCUCCAACAACAUCACCACCGGUAAGACAGCACACAACUCAGGGGCCAAAACACAAAGCUCCGAAUUCGCUACACUGUUUGGUUGGUUUCCUGUUGCGAUGGCAGACCCACAGGAGAAGAUGAAGAACGUAGAGGUGUCACAGGCCAGCCCGGAGCUGCAGCAGAUCUGUCGGGACCUGGGCAUGGUGCGUGCCCACAUCGACUCCCUGCGCCUCCAGCAGGACCUCGAGGAGGAGUGGAUCCACGUGGGCUACGUCCUGGACUACCUGCUCUUCAGGGUCUACCUGGUCCUCAUCACACUCUACGCCCUCGUCAUCACCUGCAUGUGGUGCAUCUGGUAUAACCUCUAGAGCUCCAGGGGCCGUUACGACCCGUCCCACCCAUGAGCCAUCAUCCAUCAUUUCAACAACGCUCAUAGAUUCUAAAAAAAUCUGUGAUAACAGGUAGACAACUGUUUCAGCUAGUGCAGUCACUGUCAUCCUCAGAGUAAUGACCAGAGUCUCAGAAGAAAGCAUUUCACAGGCCCUGUCAGAGGCUCACUCACUGCUACACCAAGGGUCCGAUGACUAGAAUACAUGUUGAAAAAAGGCAAACAUUAAAUUGCAAUACUAAUUGUAGGUAAAGCUGAUGAAAAAGUGUUGUGUUUUCUUUUGGGGUGUGUGUGUUGUGACGUCAUUUGUUUUACAUCUGAAUGUAACUUGUAGGGGGUUCUUUCCACAGUGCUGUUUCUAUUACAACCAAAAGGGUUUCUUGUGCGUGUCUUGUUUAAAACAACAGUAUACCGGUUUGUAAAGCAACAGUGUAACCUUUGUCGUACAACUGUUAAUCUGUAAAACAUAUGCAUACAUACAUACAUAAAAAAAUGUAAUGGUUAGAGUAUUUUCUUUUAAAUUGCCUGAAGGUCUUGUCAUGUGCAAACACCACAUCCUUAAACAAAACGACACGCAUGAUUGGUGAAGCGUCAGUUUGGAUCAGUGGACAGGUUAUAUUGGAACGGGCAUGUUUCCCAUUAUAUACGACAGCACCUUAAGCAAUGCACUGCUAGGCUCUGAAACUCCUAACUUUGGAGCCAGGGGAGGAGGAAAGAAAAAUACAAAACACAAUACAAACGUACCAAUUACUGAUUAAAAGAAAUAGGAUGGAUUUGGGAGUACUGGUAAUUGUUUUUUUUUUUUGUGAAAGGUGUAAUAUGUGUGAACUGUGCACACCUGUGGUGUGAAAAGCUAUCCCUCAUGGACUCUUCCAUUGUGUGCCUGGAAACGAAGGG